Molecule: messenger RNA, 5218 nt
Organism: Durusdinium trenchii
Lineage: Eukaryota; Dinophyceae; Suessiales; Symbiodiniaceae
Source: the annotation of a GenBank genome assembly
CCGAAACGUAACAUGACCACCGUGAUCUCUAUAAAUCUGUCCAAACCAUUUUCCCUUAACUCGACUGCUCAUGACGCUUGGGCUGCUUCUUGCUCUCGUGUAUGGAGCGAAGGCGCAUUCCUGGUGCGAGGCCAAGGGAGGCAGCUGCUUAGGGCAGCUUCAUCGCUUUGAGAAGCAAGAGACACCAUCCCUGGUGCCAUGCAGUCACGAUGCGUGGUUUGGAACCCGCCACCAUCACCAAGUUUCUUUGCGCUUGGCAGAUUGGGAUGGUGACGGGGACGUCGACUUCUUGUGCGGCAAGACGCAGAACGGCACCACGAUCACCUUGCAGGAGCAGCUCCCGGAUGGUUCUCUCCAAUCGCUUGAGUUGCUUCGUAGCACAAUGGCGCCAUGGCACGACAUGGACAUUGAAGUCGCUGACUGGAAUGGUGAUGGGAAGAUGGACUUGCUUCUUUGUACCGAAGAAGCUGGCUCAGUCACUGUGAGUUGGCUCGAGCACUCCGUGAAGCCGUGUUUGGAUGCCGACGUCAAGCACUUCUUGUUUGUGAAUGGAUCGGAAUGCAAAAUGCACACAUUGCAGGCGGUUGACUUUGACGAGGAUGGGGAUGUGGACCUCUUUCUUGGGCAAAGGUACUUCGAGCGUAUCUCGAACGACACUUUGAUCGAACGUGUCGCCGAUGAGAAUCCGAUCAGCAUCUUUGAUGGAAAAAUGAAGUAUAUCAUUGACAUGGAUGGUGACGGCAGCGUCGAAGUGCUAAUGGACGGAUGGGCUAAGGGUAGACAUCAUCGCCUCCGCUACUUUCGGCGAGCUGCUGACGGCAGCUUUAUUGAGUCUCCUGAAAAUCCCUUUGCAGACAUCUCGGUCACUGUUCCAGGAGGGUACUGGGAGGACAUGUCUUUGGUUGAUUGGAAUUCUGAUGGGUUGCCAGACAUUCUGCUUUGCGGCUUCAUGGUUGACUUGGGAUAUGUUGGUGCGGGGCAUUUUGUGCGUUAUGAUCAACAUGUUCUUGACCUGGAUCUCAUUCACAAUUCUCAGAUGGACAGCUACGCGGAUAUUGACCUUGGCGGAAGACCAGAGAUGAAAUGGCUCAGCGUUGGAGACUGGAACGGAGAUGGUUUUCUAGAUGUGGUGGUGAGUGAAAAAGAAGGAAUCUUUAAGAGUGAUAUCCAGCGUGGAGAAUCGCCACAGCCCAAGUUGUAUGAGAACCGUCCUGAGGCAGCCAGCGAAGUGGUUAGGGCUUUUGAAAACGUCACAGCCACUUUUCUCGUCGAUUACCCCAACACCAGCUAUUGGCGGACCAGUGACUAUAGGACUGCAGUUGCAGACUUUGAUGGGGAUGGUGAGCUAGAUCUCAUCAUAUUAUCGGAAGCUGAUGGAAAGCUCCACUACCACCGAAAGAUCUCAGGCAAUCUACAAGCUGAAGAGCCAAGGCAUUUAUUCAGCAACAUCACAACCGAGAAGAAACAAAAAAGUGUCGGUUUCUAUUUGGUGCAGCCUAUUCCCGUGGACUGGGACAAGGAUGGUGACAUGGAUUUGAUUCUGGGCUUUCCAGAUGGUCGUCUUUUUCAGCAAGUGAACGGCACGUUGCAAGAGUGGCCACUCGAGCAAAGUCCCGUGAGAAAUUUGUUGGCUGAAUUAGAUGAGUUUAGUCGUGGUAAAUGGUGGUGGGACGAGUAUGACAUCAUCCGGGUGACUAAAGCAUCCGUGUGGAGAUUCGUGGAUUGUGAUGGCGAUGGAGAUAUGGACAUGAUUCGACUCAAACCAUGGUAUGAGAAGCCCUGCUGCGUAACCUACCCCAUUAAACACCAGGGUUUGCAGGCGUGUGAGCAGACUGCAGACGGGAUGCGAUGUGACGAUGACUUCUUGUGCCUGGGAACAAACCUGAGCAAUUUCAAGGGCGACUUCGGUGAUGUAGUGACCUUCGAUUUGGGAGAUGUGGCUGAUGGCCGUCUUAGCUUACUUGCAGCAAACAAUAACAGCAAGAGUGUGUUGCAGUGGAGUGCAGGCUUUUGCACCCCCAAAGGCGCAUGCUAUGACAAGGGUUUUUGCUUGCGGCGACAGAUGAAUUGCAGCUGCAUCGCCGGGUAUGAGCUGGGUGAUUGUUCUGGCUGCGAGCCCAACUUUCACAGCCUGCCGCAGAAACUGGGGCAACUCCACAGUUGCAGAGCCUGCCCAGGAAAUGGAAUGGUUUGCCAUGGUCGCGGUUCAUGUUUUGAUGAUGCUGCAGCCAAACGUGAACCACAGGAGUCCACAGCCGCUUUGACAGCGAAAGGCAAUGGCUCAUGUGUUUGCCAUGAGGAGCAUUUCUUCGGAAGUGAUGAAGAGGGUCGAAUUACUUGCGUGGAUGGCAACUGCCCAGCUGGCAGUGCGGAGAAUGAUGGAAGGUGUGAACCCUGUGAUGCAGGUGCGUUCUCUCUUGAAGGCGGUGCUUGCAAGAAGUGCAGCCCUGGAACCUUUAGUCUUGCAGCCAGCGGCACCUGUUUGGCAUGUCCUCGUGGAACCAUUUCAUCGACACCGGGGGCUUCAGCAUGUGAGGCAUGUCCAUCUGGAAGGUAUGAGUUUCAGCAACAAUUCUGCAGCGAGUGUCCGGCUGGUUUUGCUUCCUCUUCCGGAAACAACUCAUGUAGCAAAUGCCCAGCCGGCUAUUUCGCACCAGAGCCUGGAAGCAGCACAUGUGUUCCAUGCGCCCUCGGCCUUUUCUCGUAUGAGGGCAGCGCCACGUGCAGUGCCUGUCCAGCUGGAAAGUUUUCCACUGGUGCCACCUGCAAGAACUGUGAGGCGGGACAUUACGCACCAGAGCGAAGUAGCACUUGCCUCCCGUGUCCUGGAGGCCUCUUCUCCGAAGAGGGAAGUGCCAAAUGCAUCGCCUGUCCAGCAGGCAGCAUUUCAGUCGCCGCCAGUGGGGGUUGCAGUGAAUGUGAAGCCGGCUUUUUUGCGAAAGAUUCCAUCACAUGUGAACCCUGCCCUGGUGGAACCCGUUCCAGCGCAGCCAGCAGUACAUGUCAGAGCUGCCCAGCAGGUGAAGUUUCAAGUCCAAAGAGUGCAGUUUGCACGAGCUGUAAGGGGGUUCUAGUGCGAGCCACUCCGGAUUUUGCGAAGCAAAGCUGCCAGAUCUUGGCUUUGGAUGUGGUCCUAGUGCUGAUUGCCUGGAUCGCGGCAGCUUGCUUGUGCUUCCUUUGUUUGACCGGCUUCGCAUAUGGAAUUCCUGUAGCCGAUGUUUCUGCACAAGGUGCGAAAUUGGUGGUGACUACCUCCCUGGCUCACUUCCUUUUGACGUGGGCACGCCCGGAGGUCACCUUCAGUGGCACAGGGGUGCCUGACUUGGAUUCGAAACGCUUCUCGGUGAAGCCUUUGAGCUCAUUUCAGCUGACGUUGUCAGCGUCUGAGUCGUCAUUGGACACCUCCAUGGGACACCUGCACGUGAAGUCCUUGCGGGGGUUUCUUGUGAUGGGUUUCUGGCGCUGUCCUCUCAUUGGCUGGUGCAUUCUCUUUCUGGGCGUUUUCUCAGCAAGCAUCAGCCAAAUCAGCUGGUCGUUAACCCUGGUGGUCUCCUCCCUCGGGAUGUGCACUGGCGCGUUGGCCUUCGCACUGAGACGGAGGCAAGGUCGCACGCCAUUGGUGAAGCGCUACCGGCAAUUCUUCAAGGAGUGGCCUUUGGCGCUAGAAUGCUCCAAUCGCGGGCCCGAGCGUUCCAUGGCUGCCGGACAGCUGCAGGAUUUUAUCCAGUUCUUCGAGACCUUCAUCAAGGACCGAUCAAUGUACUACGUGUGCUCGAACAUCAUCAAGCCGCUUACAGAGCCGUACCAACUCUCCUUCGUCGAAGUGGUGGGCUCGACCAAGAUGGAGUGGUUCGUGAGUCACUAUUGGGGAAUGUCCGUCCGGCAUUUUGGGGAUGCCAUCCGCAAGCAUGCCCUCUCCUAUCGGGAAGCAUGGCGAGAUUCCGGCUAUUGGAUUUGUACUUUUAGCAACAACCAAUGGCGUGUCGAGGAAGAGCUUGGGCAAGGCAAUUGGCAACAGUCUUCGUUUUACCUUGCCCUGCAAAGUCCAGAUUGCCAGGGCACCACUAUGAUCAUCGACGAGCUGCUAAGGGCCAAGAAGAAGAAACACGCGUGUUUGUUUUUUCACACAGUUUUGCAUACAAAAACCGCCUUUUAGGGAAAUAUGGUGAAAUAUGACAAGUGUGUUCGUUUUUUUGUCCACCUAUGACUAGGCACCAAGAAAACAACAACAGAAGGAUCCUCCCGUACAGUACCUAUUCCUCGUGCUGUUUUGGCAGCACACCUAUUUGUGUUUGGCGCAAAAGUGACGCAAACCCCAAACCAAUGUGUUGAGCCAUAGCAAUAUCAUUAAUGUCUUAGGUGCUCCAUGCUUCUACAAGCAACAUAUUUGGGACCUGACCGACUGUUUUGCCACCCAAAGCUCUUGCAUAUGUCUCCAUCCAUGUUCUUUCCCUUUGCACUUGCUCCAAUAAAGUUUGACAUAGCUUGGCCCAUUUUGAUCGACCAGCUCACUUUUCUGAGGCUGGUUCUUCCGCUCCAGCGCAUUUGGUGCCUGUUCGAAGUCUACCACACCAUCCGCCUUGCCAAAAGCGGUCGCUUUCAGGGCCUCUUGCUGUGCACCUCCACGGGUGUUUUGCAAGAGGGGAAGGCCGGCACCGACGUCGCGGUGGCCGUGGCCAAGACGGCCAAGGAACUGGACACGCAGGCGGCACAGGCCACAGCAGAGGAGGAUCGACUGAUGAUCCACGGUCUCAUCGAGCAAAUGCCAGGGGGCUUUGAAACCAUGAACGCCUAUGUGCGUGAGACGAUUUGUCAUGCCUUGGAAGCUUCGCAUCAACAUUUCGAACGAACCUUCAGUGGUUUGGUGUGUGACUUGACUUCGCAUCCUUUGAAUCCUUUGCCUUCGCCUUCAUUGCCCACACUCCUCACUUCAGCGCCGCAAUGUAGCGAUCCAGGGAAAUCCAUGUAGGGCAGGUGCCAAUUUUCCAGAGCUGAGCUCAAUUAAAUUACAACAAGGAAUGCUUUACUUAGAUGUGAGGCCGCAUCAUCUAAAAUUUAAGGAAUGGUCUGAAAUGAUCGACCAACUGGGAGACCAUUCCAUGAGAUUGAUGCGGAAUCUAAUGAUUGAUAUGGAAUACGUCCACCCCCCCACAAGAGGAUUUGUGGACAAAAAAUCAUCAAUCGUAUUGAACCUGCAUUUGCAGAUCGCGAUAAUUAA